This is a messenger RNA of Phycomyces blakesleeanus NRRL 1555(-), 1756 nucleotides long. RefSeq lists its product as hypothetical. The record is from RefSeq and is a predicted model, not a curated record. Gene Ontology annotation, molecular function: RNA binding. Gene Ontology annotation, biological process: tRNA N2-guanine methylation. Gene Ontology annotation, cellular component: nucleus. Lineage: Eukaryota; Fungi; Mucoromycota; Mucoromycetes; Mucorales; Phycomycetaceae. The transcript is spliced from 10 exons. Bases 46 to 1626 code for a protein of 526 amino acids.
CGUUCAACAAGGUCAUACAUCUGGUUUCUGCAACGCCCAUUAACAAUGUCUGCUUCCGAAGUCACACCAACUUCUGCUCCUGUUCAGCCUGCAACUCCCUCUUCCGAGAUUGACAUCUCUCUUUACAACACCGUCACUGAGGGAAAGGCUACCAUUCUGUUCCCCAAAAGCAACGAGGUGUUCUACAACCCUGUGCAAGAAUUCAAUCGUGACAUGUCAAUUGCAGCUAUCCGUACCUGGAGCGAAAUAUUUAUGGAGGAAAAGAAACAGAGAAUAGAGAAGAAGCUCGCCAAGGCCAAAACCGAGGAAGAGAAGCAAAUCAUUGAAAAGAAAUUGGCUGAUUACAUCGACACAAAGGGCUUCAACAUUCUAGAGGCACUUGCCGCCAGUGGAUUGAGAUCUAUUCGUUAUGCAAAAGAGAUUCCCAACCUUAAGCAGGUUGUGGCCAACGAUAUUACUCCCGAUGCUGUCGAGUCAAUUAAGAGAAAUGUUAAAUAUAACGAAUUAAGUGAAGAUCUCGUACGACCCAACUUGGGCGAUGCCAUGCAGGUCAUGUACCGCACUGUUGGAAGCACCGAAAAGUAUGAUGUUGUGGAUCUCGACCCUUAUGGUACCGCUGCUCCAUUUGUUGACGGUGCUAUCCAAGCUGUUUCUGAAGGAGGACUUUUAUGUGUGACCUGCACAGAUCUUGCUAUUCUUACUGGAUCAAUGCACCCCGAGACUUGUUUUGGAAAGUAUGGUGGUAUGCCCCUCAAGGGUAUGUUCCCUCACGAGAUGGCACUUCGUUUGGUGCUGCAGAUGUUGCAGACCUCUGCAGGACGUUACCGUCGCCACAUCGUUCCUCUUGUAUCUUGUAGCAUUGAUUUUUAUCUCCGCGUCUUUGUUCGAGUCUAUACAUCAGCAGCUGAAGUGAAGAAGGCCGCCAGCAAAAUCGGUGUUAUGUAUGAGUGCACUGGAUGCCAUGCCUACAGUGUUCAGCCCCUUGGCAAGAUCCAGGUAAAGGAUAACGGUCAGGACAGACACACUCCUGGUACUGGCCCUCCAGUUGGCGAGUUUUGCAGCAGCUGUGGAAGCACACAUCAUGUCGGUGGCCCUGCUUGGGCUGGUCCUUUGCACGACAAAGACUUUGUAGAGCGCAUGUUGGGACAUAUUGAUACAAACAGAACCAACUAUGGAACCAACCAGCGUAUGACUGGUAUGCUUACUGUUAUCCAAGAAGAGAUCGAGGAUCCCUUCUAUUGGACCUUGGCCCGCCUGUGCGGCACCAUGCAUUGUAACAGUAUCCCAAUGAUGGAUCUUUUCUCUGCCAUCUUGAACGCUGGCUACAAGGUAUCCGUGUCUCACUGUGGACCUCAAUCAAUGAAGACAAACGCACCGGCGAACAUUGUGUGGGAUGUUAUGAGAUGCUGGAUCAAGAAGAAUCCUGUUGUAAUGGAAAAUAUUGCUGAAAACUCUCCUGCAAGAGCAAUUCUUCUCAAGGAACCAAGCUUUGAAGCAGAUUUCACAAGACAUCCCGAUGCUAGCCCCAAGUCUCGGUCUGUGAACUUGGUUCGUUAUCAGAUUAACCCAACUGCCAACUGGGGACCCAAGGCACGAGCAGGCAAGAAGAGAAAGGUUGAAGAAUAAAAAAAAACUAUUAUUAUACUAUCAAUAUGAAUAUUCUUUUCUUUUCCUUAAAAUAAAAAGACAAUAAAAAACUAGAAAACAUCUCAUAAAUAAUAAAAUUAUAUUUUAUCCCUUCGUGGUACCAACCAAU